AUGCUCGACAAACUUCCAUACGAGAUAUGGGAAUGUCUUGCUCGUUUUUUGGCACAAGGUGACCGAGUGUCACUUACGUACGUCGGCUCAUCUGUUCGAAAGGCAAUUUCGCCAAUUAUCUACCAAAACCUAUUUCUAAAUGAGAAGCCGUCUGUGCUUAGUGAUUCAGAUCCUCUUCUAACGAAUUUUUGGUCUGUACUGAACAUUCGUCGAGCACAGUACGAAGAAGCAGACCAGAAAUUGACAGCGCUGAUUCGAACCUUGCGAGAGUCACAGCUUCUCAGCUCUUAUGUGGAGAUUAUUCAAUGUACCUGGCACCUAAAUACUGUGCUUAUAAAGGAGCUGCUAUGUGUCUUGGGGAUGCAGGCAGUCAACCUGAGGCAAUUCCGGAAUUUUUUGCGCAUUGAACUUAUUGAUCAGUUGGAAAUUUUAGGGCCACAAUUACAGUCUCUUGUUUUGCCACCCCCCGGUGUUUUACCGCAGGAGAAGGUUGAUCCAUUUUAUCUGCCCCGAAUUAUCAAAUACUUAUCGCGACACUCGCUCGAGAAUAUCACAUCGCUAAACAUAUUUAUGGACCCUGGCCUUUUCUUUGGUAAUGUAAAACCACAUUUCGGGAAGUUGCGGCUGAGGGAGCUAGAGUUAAGUCUGAGGGACGACAACUAUUCUUUAGAGUCUUUCAACAAUCGGAGAUUGAAGUACAGCGAUAUUUUUGACACCCGCUAUCUUGAGAAACUUACGAUUUUAUCAUGGUACGAAAACGACAACGUUGACAUCUAUAGAAAGUUUUUUCUGGACGAGCUACUGGCUUUCAAAAACCUCAAAGAGUUGACUUUCAUGUCAUUUUUCUUCAACGAUAGCUUUCUGCGAAAAUGUCUCCAAGCCUUCGCCCAGCUUCGGCGCCUAAAGCUUGAUUACAUGUUUAGUCAGCCAAUUCCCCAGAAUACCAUUGAAUUACUUGCUCGAAGCCCUUCACAAAAAACUUUGCAAUACCUUGACCUUAAAUUUCGUCCGUUGGACCCUUAUCUUAUUACCACCAACGACGGCGCUGCAUCCCACUUCGAAAUAAACUGCUCCUGUAAAUGUUCGAGGUGUCAAGAAGUCAUCAAAGACAUUAUUUACCAGAAAGUUUUUCCCACACCAGCUUCUUCAAAUAUCCGGAGCAUAGAAGAUAUCCCAAAGCGAGAUAUAAUUACCAGGAUAGUAUCAGUAUCCCCCAUAGUUCCGUACACCCAAUUCGUCGAUUCGCGACCAGGUCUUUCAUUUGUAGGCGAUCCAGUGGAAGAUGCUAGGCAAGUCAUCAAUGAACUGUUAGGAAGAAGUUUGUUGACCACGGGCGAUAUCACCAAAGUUUAUCAUGCGCACUUACAUUCGCUAAAGCGAACAUUCAAUUAUUUUCUGCAAAGAUUUCCAUCUCUAAGAUAUCUUACUGUCAAUGAUGUUCCCACGUCCGUUGAGGAAGGUCCCGGUGGUCAACUGUACAACAAACCCAUUUACCAUAGCCAGUACUAUGAAACCAAUCAGAUCUAUGAAGUAGUAGAUGAGGAAAAUUUGUUUGAUUGA
Messenger RNA from Lachancea dasiensis, 1560 nucleotides. The record is from the annotation of a GenBank genome assembly. Lineage: Eukaryota; Fungi; Ascomycota; Saccharomycetes; Saccharomycetales; Saccharomycetaceae.